GCGAUGGAGAAAUCCCGACCCUUAUGGGACAAUCCCCUUCAGUUUGUUUUUGCCUGCAUUUCCUAUGCUGUGGGGCUGGGAAAUGUGUGGAGGUUUCCAUACUUAUGUCAGAUGUACGGAGGAGGUGGCUUUUUAAUCCCAUACCUUAUCAUGUUGAUUGCUGAGGGGAUGCCGCUGCUGUACUUGGAGCUGGCUGUGGGGCAGCGUAUGCGGCAGGGCAGCAUUGGCGCCUGGAAAAUAAUAAGUCCCUACCUCUGUGGUGUUGGAGUUGCCAGUGUUGUCGUUUCCUUCUUCCUCUCCAUGUACUACAACGUGAUAAAUGCCUGGGCCUUCUGGUACCUCUUCCAUUCCUUCCAGAACCCCCUGCCAUGGGCCACCUGCCCCCUCAACAGCAGCCGCACAGGCUACGAGGAGGAGUGUGAGAAGGCAUCGUCCACGCAGUACUUCUGGUACCGGCAGACCCUGAACAUCUCCCCGUCGCUGGAGGCCAGCGGGAGCGUGCAGUGGGAGCAGGCGCUGUGCCUGACGCUGGCCUGGCUCGUGGUUUACCUCUGCAUCCUCCGCGGCACUGCCUCCACCGGCAAGGUCGUCUAUGUGACAGCCUCUUUGCCAUACUGUGUUCUCAUCAUAUACCUCAUCAGAGGAUUAACACUUCAUGGAGCUGUGAAUGGGCUUGUCUACAUGUUCACACCAAAGCUGGAGCAGCUGUCAAACCCCAAGACCUGGAUCAGUGCUGCAACGCAGAUCUUCUUCUCGCUGGGCCUUGGCUUUGGCAGCCUCAUCGCCUUUGCCAGCUACAAUGAGCCCAGCAACAACUGCCAGAGACACGCCAUCAUCGUGUCCCUCAUCAACAGCACCACCUCCAUAUUUGCCAGCAUUGUCACUUUCUCCAUCUAUGGCUUCAAGGCCACCUUUAACUAUGAGAGCUGUAUCAACAAAGUGAUCCUGCUGCUGCUGAAUGCUUUUGACCUGGAGGAAGGCUCUUUAACAGCAGACAACCUCAGUGAGAUGAAAGAUUACCUCAUGGCCACCUAUCCGCAGGAAUAUGCCCAGUUAGUGCCACAGAUUAAAAACUGCAGCUUGGAAGCUGAGCUAGACACGGCUGUCCAGGGGACAGGACUGGCAUUUAUAGUCUAUUCGGAAGCAAUCAAAAACAUGGAGGUGCCCCAGCUGUACUCUGUGCUCUACUUCUUUAUGCUGCUGAUGCUGGGCAUUGGCAGCAUGCUGGGGAACACAGCAGCCAUCCUUACACCACUGACUGACAGCAGGGCGAUUGCCUCCCGCUUUCCCAAGGAGGUGAUCUCAGGUGUUGUGUGUUUCGUGAACUGUAUAAUUGGCCUGAUCUUCACCAUGGAGGCUGGAAAUUACUGGUUUGACAUUUUUAAUGAUUAUGCAGCCACCCUCUCACUGCUGCUCAUCGUGCUGGUGGAAACCAUUGCUGUCUGUUACAUCUAUGGGAUAAGGAGAUUUGAGAAAGAUCUUUACACCAUGAUUGGACACAAGCCAAACUGGUAUUGGAAAAUUAUGUGGGCUUUUGUUAGUCCACUGCUAAUUAUAAGCCUAUUUAUCUUUUACCUCACCGACUAUAUCCUCACAGGAACGUUGCAAUAUCAAGCAUGGGAUGCCACACAGGGGCAGCUGGUGACAAAGGAUUACCCAGGUUAUGCCCUGGCCAUGAUCGGGCUGCUGGUGGCAGCAUCCACCAUCUGCAUACCCCUGGGAGCACUAGUGACUUUCAUAAGGAAGAGACUGAAGAGGGAACAAAUUUCAACUGUUGCCUGA
Messenger RNA from Cinclus cinclus, 1782 nucleotides. It is a transcript of the gene SLC6A20, whose product is annotated as solute carrier family 6 member 20. The transcript is spliced from 11 exons. The record is from RefSeq and is a predicted model, not a curated record. Gene Ontology annotation, cellular component: plasma membrane. The coding region runs from base 4 to 1782 and encodes 592 amino acids. Lineage: Eukaryota; Metazoa; Chordata; Aves; Passeriformes; Cinclidae. Gene Ontology annotation, molecular function: L-proline transmembrane transporter activity. Gene Ontology annotation, biological process: sodium ion transmembrane transport.